UUCCUCUAGUCGUACCAAUUCUUAAAAAAGCUAAUUAUAAUAUUAAACCUAUUGCUGUUUGCCUGGGUGAUAACCAACCUUAUGUAGAAAAUGUUGUUCUGAGUGCGUCUAACUCUGCUACGUCAACACCUGCACCUGCACCUUCACCUACGAGUACAAAAAAUGCUGCCUCAUCUAAUAAAGCUAGCAGUAUUCCAUCAACUACAUCUAAUGCUACCAAGAU
This is a messenger RNA of Racocetra fulgida, 223 nucleotides long. The record is from the annotation of a GenBank genome assembly. NCBI's taxonomy places the organism in Eukaryota, Fungi, Glomeromycota, Glomeromycetes, Diversisporales, Gigasporaceae.